Messenger RNA from Salvelinus namaycush (lake trout), 6095 nucleotides. Its product is annotated as protocadherin alpha-C2-like. Gene Ontology annotation, cellular component: plasma membrane. Gene Ontology annotation, biological process: homophilic cell-cell adhesion. Lineage: Eukaryota; Metazoa; Chordata; Actinopteri; Salmoniformes; Salmonidae. Gene Ontology annotation, molecular function: calcium ion binding. The transcript is spliced from 4 exons. The record is from RefSeq and is a predicted model, not a curated record. The coding region runs from base 1 to 3030 and encodes 1009 amino acids.
AUGGCUGUGGCGGCGCGAUGCUGUUACAGCAUAACGCAGAAUGUGCCUUUUACUUUUUAUUUGGUAAUUUUUCUACUCAGUGGCCUUACAAAUGCACAAAUACGAUACACCAUUCCGGAGGAGCUGGAGAAUGGGGCUGUGGUCGGCGACAUUGUUCGAGAUUUGGGUCUGGACCUGCGAAAGCUCUCUUCCCGACGCAUCCGAAUCACGACGGACAGCGCAAGGAGAUAUUUCAACAUAAAUCAUAAAAACGGCAAGCUGUCGGUGAGUGACCGCAUCGACCGAGAGACGCUGUGUGAAUUCAGCGGCACAUGUUCCCUCAACCUAGAGGUGGUGGUUGAGAACCCGCUCGAGGUGCACAACGUGGAGGUGGAGAUUCUGGAUGCGAAUGACAACUCGCCACAGUUCCCCCGGGACGAGUACCAGCUGGAGAUCUUGGAGUCCGCUAUAACGGGGUCCCGGUUCCCCAUCGAAGGCGCGCAGGAUGCAGAUGAGGGCUCAAAUUCGGUUCGGCUCUAUCGGCUCAGCAACAACGAGCACCUCGCGCUGGACUCCAACAAGCCCGUGGCAAACAGCAAGCACAUCGAGCUCGUGCUCAAAAAGCCAUUUGACCGCGAGCAUACACCGUCUCAUCAGUUCAUACUGACAGCUGUCGACGGAGGCACCCCGGCGCGCACGGGCACAGCCAAAAUCAACGUUCAUGUCCUGGAUUCCAACGACAAUGUGCCCGCGUUCGACAACUCCGUGUACAAAGUGAAACUGUUAGAGAACUCGCCCAAGGGCGCUCUGGUGAUAAAGUUAAACGCCACAGACCCGGAUGAAGGCACAAACGGGGAGGUGUUUUACUCUUUCAGCAGUUACACCCCAGAGAGGGUGAGACAAAUGUUCUCCAUGGAUACAGAUACAGGAGAGAUCCGAGUGAAGAACAACAUAGACUAUGAGGAGACUAAUUCCUAUGAGAUGUACAUACAAGCUAUGGACAGGGGCCCUUCUGCGGUGGCCGUCCACUGUAAAGUGGUUGUAGAGGUUUUGGAUGUGAAUGACAAUAUCCCAGAGAUCGUGCUGUCCUCUCUGUCCAGCCCAGUCCGUGAGGACGCUCGGGCGGACACGGUGGUGGCCUUGAUCAGCGUUAAUGACCGGGACUCCGCCCAGAACAAACAGGUGACCCUGGAGAUCCAACCUGGCCUCCCCUUUAAGAUCAAGUCCUUCCGGAACCACUACACCUUAGUCACUUCUGCCUUCCUAGACCGGGAAACCAUCUCCACCUACAAUGUCACGGUAACCGCCAUUGACGGAGGGACCCCGGCCCUCUCCUCACACAUGACCAUUAAAGUUGACGUGGCGGAUGUCAAUGACAACCCUCCUCGCUUCGAACAGACGUCCUACACAGUGUACAUGACAGAGAACAACGCGCCCGGGGCCUCAAUGUGCGUGGUGAAGGCUCUGGACGCAGACACCGGGGAGAAUGCUCGCAUCACCUACACCGUCCUCAAUGACAACAACCACGGAAUCCCUGUGGCAAGCUACGUCAGCAUCAAACCCGACACGGGCGAGGCCUAUGCCCUGCGAGCCUUCGACUUUGAGAAGCUCAGAGAGUUCCACUUCCAGGUGAAAGCCCAGGAUGGUGGCGUGCCGCCCCUCAGCCGUGUGGCAACCGUCUAUGUUUACAUCAUGGACCAGAACGACCACUCCCCCAGGAUAGUCCAUCCUCCAGCCAAUGGGACGCGGACCACUGAGACGCUGAUGAAGAAUGCGGAGGCGGGGGCUCUGGUGACCAAGGUGGUGGCGUGGGACGGGGACGCGGGUCAGAACGCCUGGCUGGUGUACGCCCUGGAGCAGAUCACCUCCGAGCUGGACCUGUUUAAAGUCCAUGAGCACACGGGGGAGAUCCGCACCACGCGGCGUGUCAGCGAGGACAACUCCACCUCCUUCCUGCUCACCGUGCUGGUCCACGACCAUGGCCUCCCGCCACUCUCCUCCACCGCCACCAUCAAUGUGCACGUCAUGGAGCUGCCGCCCAAGCUGACCCCUGACCCCAAACGUAUCAUCAGGCCUCACAGCCCACUACUGUUCUCCAACGUGACCCUCUACCUGAUCGUGGCCCUGAGCGCCACCACCUUUGUGUUCCUGGUCACCAUUGUGGUGCUGGCCAUCGUCCGCUGCCACGCCUACUGCACCCAGCCCGGCUCCUGCUCCCCAUGCUGUGUGUCCCAAAAGAGAGUCCCCGAGGGGGGCACCUCGGCCGGCGGGGGUGGAGGGUCAUUGGGUCGAGGUGGAGGUGGCGGUGGAGGAGGAGGUCAGGGUCAACCCAACAAUAACGUUGCUCUGCGGAGAGACCUGAAAGUGGAGCCUCACUACAUUGAGGUGCGGGGGAACGGCUCCAUGACCAAAACGUACUGCUAUAAGACAUGUAUGACGGCCACGUCGGGGAGUGACACCUUCAUGUUCUAUAACACGGGCCGGCCCCACAGCGGCACCUGGGGCUCCGGGGGAUACGUUACCAGCCAGAGUGGACAGAGCCAGAUGUUUGUGCGCAGGCUCAGCAUGCCAGACGCAACUGCGAUACAGGUGUGUGUGUGUCCCAAGGUGCCCAAUUCAGACUGGCGUUACUCUGCUUCACUUAGGGCUGGGAUGCAGAGCUCAGUGCACAUGGAGGAGUCGUCGGUGAUGCAGGGAGCGCAGGGGGUUCUGGUCCAGAACUGGCCGACCGUGUCUAGCGCCGCCGGAGAUGCUGAGGGUGGAGAGGUGUCCCCACCCAUGGGAGCCGGAGUGGACAGUAACAGCUGGCACUUCCGUUACGGCGCCGGUGGUCCCGGAGGACCCCCCCAGCACCUGAAGCCCGGCGAGGUCCCCCCCGAAGCCUUCAUCAUCCCUGGAUCGCCCGCCAUCAUCUCUAUCCGCCAGCAGGGAGGAGAGGACGACAAGAGCGACUUCAUCAGCUUCGGAAAGAAGGAGGAGGCCAAGAAGAAGAAAAAGAAGAAGAAGGAGAAGAAGGAUAAGAAGGAUAAGGGGAAGGAUGACGAUGAGUAGAGGAGGGAGGAGGAGGAGGAGGAAGAGAAGGAAGGGGAGCUGUUGAAACAGAGGUACCAACCAAAGUCCACCAGGAAACAAAAAUAAAAUUAUUUUAGACCACAGGUGAAAAGAGAUCCCCAAUUCUACUUCAUAAUCUCUGGCUCAGUAACACAGACAGGCAGACAAAGUCACACUGCCGUAGUCUGCUCUAUACCCACCCCUGCGACAAAGAUAAUAGCCCAAAUCUCUCUGGUAAAAAUCGGCUUUACCAAGAUUAUUGAAGAUUACUGUCGCCUCACAAAUCCCUUACUGGGGUAAUUGAUUAAUCAUGCCUUGAUGAGAAAAAAACAGAUUGAUAAAUGUUCCUCCAUGCCCCCUGGUGCCUAUACACCUUGAGCCAAACGAUACCCUCCCUACUCUUCUCAGCGAGGGGACGAGAGCCACUGUCUCCCCUCGCCCUCUGCUUUUCACCCUCCCACCCACGGAUACGUUGGCACCUCUGUCUUACCCCUUCCCACCAUGUUGUAUAAUUCACUCUCUUUGAGAGGAAAAGAAAAUCCAACAGCAAGAAGAAAACAGCUCUGUGCCAGCCUCGGAAAAAGAGCAAAAAAAAAAAGGAAAUGACGAGAAGAAAGUAAACUGAAGACUACACAACAGAAGACGAGUUAAAUGUUGGUGAUUUAGAGCUGGACACUCACACUUGUAAAUAGCACGGGAGAGAGUCGCUAAAGCUGAGGCUAAAGGCUAACAUGACACUGCUGCUGCGGCUUCCUAUCGCGCUCUCUAGCCGUCAGUGUUCCCUGUGACGGCAAGGAAAACAUGGCUGUCAAUGACAAAACACAUACACGCUGACACACACUCGCUGUAACAACCCGGACACUGAGAACACCUGAGAACUGGAGAGAGGUAAAAAAUAAAAUAAAAAAUACAGGAGCAGCCAACAAAACGACAUUGUGUUUAAUACAGAACGCAAGCUUUUCCCCAGCAGCACAGCAGUCUCCUAAGCAGUACACAUGUGUACAGUAGAUCUACUCUCUCAGGGUUGGCACAGCAGCAUCCCCUGCAGUUACUCCUGAUGGGUUCGCUCACUACUCUCUUUUGGGACAACCAGAUCCUUCUCUCGCUCAAUGCAAACAGAUAAAACGAGGGAUCGAGAGAAAGGGGGAACACUCUUCAGAGUCUCUUGAGAACGAAAGAGAGAAGAGUCCAGUUGAGUUGGCCUGUGAUCCAGCUUUGUUGAUCUGAGCUCAGUUGGAACCUUGUAGAAUAGCAGGAACGUCUCUAGCUAAAGAGGAUCUCUUCUACUCUCCCCUGCCACUCAGCAAAAGCCUGAGGCUUUCUGCUCUGAAUGUUUGGUAGCAACCAUCACUUACCUGAUAUCCGACCUGAUCCCCAUCCUCCACAGCCCCCCCCCCCCCCUUUUCCACUCCCUGCCCCUACCCACAGAUUCUCAUCCCCACCCUUACACCAACCACAGACUGCUUCUUCACAUGAUGAUGAUGAAUCUGUGAAACUUUUUCACUUUCUAUUGGUUCUUGGAGAAGACCCACGAUUUCCUACUCUGUUUUGUUAGCUUUAACUGCUCUGCAGCGCUUCUGCUUGUCCCACCCCCCUUGCCCUCGGCCUUUCUCUUUUUCUGGCCAUGGACUCCCCCUCUAACCCCAUGUUCUGUCAGGGUGAACUGGGAAGGCUGAACAUUGUGGUGUGCUGGGAACAGCAUGGAGUAAUGUGUAAGAGGCCUGAAGAACCCAGUCGGGACCGGGGUUCCAUUAUUCUGAGUUCUAACGCCAGAUGUCUCCAAGUGCAAAACGGUUGAGUGCUUUUAACUUGUGAAUACUACGCUGUUCAUUCCUGUUUGUGGUCCCUGGCGAGAGGGGGCGAGGUGGGAUGGGGACAGGGAUGGGGUGGAUGUCUGGGACAUGGUUCUGAGGGCUAGGCCUAUCCUCCAUGUUCCUGAGUACACGUAUAUCUCGAAAUUGAUUGAUUAUGAUUGGUGAAUCAAAACAGUAGGUCAUCCUUUGGCUUUUAUGUACACGAAAAAUGUAGUUAGACUUGCUUUUUAUAUAUGUGGCCUGUGCAUUAAUAAAUGCAAUGUAUACGCUAAUUAUUACAUUAUUAAUGAAUAAAUAAAUAAGAGCAUCUAAGGAUUCCCACCCCACAGCUCUAUCCCACCAAUCCCCUCUCAGGAGGUUUUGUAAAGGGGCGGAGACAUGCUUCAGCCCUGCUUCGAUUGGUUCCCCGUUCCCCUGCCUGUAUGUCGUUGCGACGCCCCCCCCCCCCCCCCCCCCCUCCAGGUUUUGCGGCUCAAUAUGACGUCACUCCACUAAAGCGGCUGCUGCAUGUUCGUCUCAAAGGAAACUCAAACAAUAUAGAGAUACAAAAUAUAUAUAUAGAAAUAGAUGGCUAUGAUUUUAUUGUUUCGUAUUAUAAUUUGACUUUAUGACUCCCACAGGAGAUAUGUGUAUGUACCGUCUCUGCCAUGCAUCUUCUACAUAUUACACCCUCCGCACUCCACAAGACAGUGGUGUUGUAUGACGUUAACUAAACCUUUUCGAUAUUUGUAAAUGCUGUUGUGUGAUGCCCUUGAACUCAACUCUGUUCAUUUUGUUUUAUGGAAAUAGGAUUUUCGUUUUUGAGAACAAGCAACAACAAAAACGUUUCGUGUCCGGCUUUGACAUGAUCUAACUAACACUGUAAUAUUGUAACUGAAAUAUGUAUGAUCCUGUGAUGAGCUAUCCUCUUCCCUUUCACUCCCUUUCAACAGAAAAAAAUGAAAAAAUAACCACAAAAAAAGAAGACAAUUCCUAUGUAAAAAUUGUAUAUGUAGUGUAUGCUUGUGUUUAGUGAGCGUUCACGCGGUCAUUCUUUUAUCAGCGUAUGAUGGUGACCAAUGGUGGCGCUGUCCUGGCCUACUGAUCAGUACAGAUCUGUUGUGAAACCUUUUUUGUACACCUGCUCAUCUACUGUGACGGUGAAGUAGUGAAAUUUCAUUUCUUUCUGUUUUUUUAUUUGACCUAAAUGGAUACAGUGGUAAUGUGUUUUGUUUAUAAAUCACUAAAUAAAAAUUUUCUUUCAUAAAAUGA